Molecule: messenger RNA, 1644 nt
Organism: Cottoperca gobio
Lineage: Eukaryota; Metazoa; Chordata; Actinopteri; Perciformes; Bovichtidae
Gene: cdca5
Product: cell division cycle associated 5
Exons: 1
Coding region: 144-893 (249 amino acids)
Biological process (GO): double-strand break repair; positive regulation of exit from mitosis; mitotic metaphase chromosome alignment
Cellular component (GO): nucleus
Source: RefSeq, a predicted model, not a curated record
CGCAAUUUCGUCCUUUCAACGCGACUCGGGCGGGCAAUUUGAGCAACUGCUGUUGUUUGUGUCACCCGUGUGGCGAUACUACUCUACCGAUUGUCAAGUAAAUCCAAAGAUAAUCGGUUAUCUCACAAGGAAAACCGGUCAGUAUGAACGAAGGUACUCCUAAAAACGUAAUGGCGGAAUCUAAUAAUCUUAACGGGUCGCAGAGAAGACGGUCACCGCGCUUGAGUUCUCCUCCAGCUAACGUUAAAGUUAACACUGACAACAAAAUGGCGAUUGCUGUUAAACGCUCCAUUACUGUGAGGAAAAUAGCACCCAGAAAAACAGUUGCACCGUCGGAGCAUAACAAGGAGAACACGCCGAGCCAGCCGAAGAUAUCGACCCCGGGUCCUGUCCCUGGUCGUGGGGGCUCUUCCUCGGUCAAGAAGAAGCAGAAGGCCACUAUUCUCUCACCGAUCCUCGCCUCCUCACCGCCGGCCCCUUCUCGCCCCCAGCAGCCGGCAGCGGCUCCAGAGGAAGCGGUGUGGUCGCAAAAAGUGCGCCGGUCCUACAGUAGACUCAGCGACAAGUCCUUCAACAGCCCCGACUCCAGGGAGAACCUUUUCGGCUUUGAUAAGAUGAACACCCCCGAGGUGAUGCGGAGAGUCGUGCAAUCCAAGAAAGGUCUGGAGGCAUCCUUGUCUGGUCUGAACUCAUUCACGUCUUUGCUUGAGGCAGGUGGCUGUGGUUUAGCUUCACCCGAGAAAGACUUAAACAUCCCCGGAGUAGCAAUGGUGAAGGAGAAGAAAAGGAGGAGGAAGGUCCAGCAGAUAGGCUCCACAGAGCUGGAAGCACUGGCUGCCCAGAUGAACGCAGAGUUUGACGAGGCAGAGGAGUUUGAGUUGUUGGUGGAGUGAAGGACUGAAGGAAUCUGAUAGCAUGUCAUUUUUCGUCUCGGACAUGCUGGAAAACACUGACUCUGAGAGGACAACACUGAUCUUCAUACUCAAAAACAUUCACGUUGUUGUAUAUUUCCAGCUCUAUAAUGUACAUUUGGAUUCUUUGGAGUUUCGUAUGUUUGGUUGUUCAUUGAAAUGCUAUUAAUGUGUUUUUAGGACAUUGUUGUGUGGCCCAAUGAUCAGUAGUUAGACAAGUAAAACCUAAAACAUGUUCUUUGUGUUGGUUAUUAUGGAAACGCUAUACAGAUUUUGUUUACUGUGAUCUGUGAACAAAACUGCAUUUUUAUAAGUUUGGUUUAAAAUGGGCUUUAACUAUAAAUAACUGUUCAGUCCCAAAAUGGUUGAUUGUGCACAAGAUAUAUAGAAGGAGCAUAUUUGACAGUUUAAUAUAGAUUGUAAUUGCAUGUGAAAGCUGAAGUUUUGUAAACUUUGAAACAUUAUUUUUAGGAAUGGUAGGAUCCGAGAACCAUACAAAGGGACAAUUGUCUAGCAGGGGAAACAUUUAAUAGACUUAAUUGGCAUUUUUGUAUUUCUCAUUAAUAUCUUAAUCACUGAAAAAUAACAGAAAUGUGUUCAGAAGUAGUCAUGGCACCCAUCAAUGAUCUUGUUGUUAAUGCUAUACUACAUCUGUCCUUUCAUAAAUAUAAAAGAACAUCUAUUUUUGCUUGCAUGUAAAUAAACAUUCAUACAAUAUGAUCUCCAGAAUUGA